AUGGUGUCUACAGGUCUUGCAAGUUUUCUACUUGUUCUUGCUGUUUCUUCUUCCUUGAUCUUCUUUGUCACUGAAGCACAGAGGCCUGCUAUAGUGAAUGGUCUUUCAUGGUCAUUUUAUCAGUCUCGUUGCCCUCAGCUUGAAUCCAUCAUUAGAAAGGGGCUUGAAAAACAGAUCAAAGAUGACGCGGGCCAAGCUGCUGGAAUGGACAAAGCACCGAGCAGUGUAGAUUUAUACGGAAACGGAAGGACAGUCUCUGUCCUGGGAUGUGAUAGUUCAGUGUUGCUGGAUGGAUCAGCGGGAGGGCCAAGUGAACAGACUGCAAAUCCUAAUUUGACACUAAGAAAGAAGUCAUUCAAGAUCAUUGAUGAUCUUAGGAAAAGGAUCCAAGCUAAAUGUGGCCAAGUUGUGUCUUGCUCUGAUAUUACUGCCAUUGCUGCCAGGGACUCCGUUGUCUUGAAAAAAAGGACUUUCCUGAAAUUAAGACUGGAUCAUGGUGGGAAAAUUUCAUAA
Molecule: messenger RNA, 513 nt
Organism: Lycium barbarum (goji berry)
Lineage: Eukaryota; Viridiplantae; Streptophyta; Magnoliopsida; Solanales; Solanaceae
Product: peroxidase 12-like
Exons: 4
Coding region: 1-513 (170 amino acids)
Biological process (GO): response to oxidative stress
Cellular component (GO): plant-type cell wall; plasmodesma
Molecular function (GO): heme binding; peroxidase activity
Source: RefSeq, a predicted model, not a curated record